AUGGAUUCACAGAAGGAUGUUCAGCCUCCAAAGCAGCAGCCAAUGAUUUACAUUUGUGGAGAAUGUCAUACAGAAAAUGAAAUAAAGGCAAGAGAUCCCAUCAGAUGCAGAGAAUGUGGCUACAGAAUAAUGUACAAGAAAAGGACAAAAAGAUUGGUGGUUUUUGAUGCCCGAUGA
Molecule: messenger RNA, 177 nt
Organism: Nestor notabilis (Kea)
Lineage: Eukaryota; Metazoa; Chordata; Aves; Psittaciformes; Psittacidae
Gene: POLR2K
Product: polymerase (RNA) II (DNA directed) polypeptide K, 7.0kDa
Exons: 3
Coding region: 1-177 (58 amino acids)
Biological process (GO): DNA-templated transcription
Cellular component (GO): RNA polymerase I complex; RNA polymerase III complex; RNA polymerase II, core complex
Molecular function (GO): DNA binding; DNA-directed RNA polymerase activity; zinc ion binding
Source: RefSeq, a predicted model, not a curated record